This is a messenger RNA of Ceratosolen solmsi marchali, 3936 nucleotides long. Its product is annotated as ral GTPase-activating protein subunit beta. The record is from RefSeq and is a predicted model, not a curated record. The transcript is spliced from 20 exons. Gene Ontology annotation, molecular function: GTPase activator activity. NCBI's taxonomy places the organism in Eukaryota, Metazoa, Arthropoda, Insecta, Hymenoptera, Agaonidae. Bases 82 to 3936 code for a protein of 1284 amino acids. Gene Ontology annotation, biological process: activation of GTPase activity; regulation of small GTPase mediated signal transduction.
UUUAGGUGGCGUCACAGAUUAUCUUUAAUCGAACAAUGGAAUCGUGUUUGUUUAGCACUUACUGCUCGCCUCUUACAUAUUAUGUAUGGGCCAAUGUUUCCUGAACUAAAAAUCAAUGAGGAGGACUCGCAACUGGUAUCUAGCACAAUGUCCAACGAAGCCGUUGCCCAGGCAUGGUACAGGCUUCUACGUACAAUCGGUGAUCCGGUUGAUUUGUGUCGUCCAGCCGUGAUAUCUCAAACACAAGCGUUUUUGAGAUACGCCAUCGCUAGUCCUAAUGUUGUCGAUCCAUGUCAGCAUCCGUGUCUACAGCAAUUACCUUAUAUAUUUCUGAAGGCAAUUAAGGGUAUCGCAGGACAAGUCGAUGCGUUUUUAGGUAUUCCCAAGUCGUCGUUGAUUGGCUUAACGACUAGCAGAGUUACCAGUACACCGUUGAUGAGCUCCAAUUCGGGUCCUUCCUCGACAUCCAGUACAGCCUCGAUGAUGUCGUUAAAUCAAGAUAUCAGACCACCCUUGGCAUCGGGCCGUCCCAAGUGCAAUAGUAUACUCCACUUAUUUGGCGAGUGGCUUUUUGAAGCCGCGUUUGUCGGCACAGAUGGCUGGUCCCAAAAUCUACCCCAAACGAAUAAUGCCCCUAAGCGUCCAUCGUCCGUACUCGUCGAUGGGCCAAGCUCAUUACAAGAGAAUCUUGGAGAAGUUCCGCCGUCGCUUAGUAUUGACCGAUUCGAAUCUGGUAGAGCCGAGGCUAUGGGAACAUUAUGUAGAAUAUUUUGUGCUAAAAAAACUGGAGAGGAAAUUUUGCCGGUAUAUUUAGCAAGGUUUUAUCAAGCCAUGAAUUAUGGAUUAAAAAUAAAUAAAUUUUCCGAAGUGAAGGAGUGUGGCGAAACACUUGCAAGUAUUUUAUCAAACUCUUCGGAUUUGUUUCGUCUCGACUUGGAUGGUGUACAAGUUUUAGUUCCAGCAGUACUAUCGGCAUUAGAAAUUGUACUUCCAGAAAAAGACUUGAGACUCAAAUCAAAUUCAGUAUCAAAAGUAGAAUUAUGCAGAUCUUCUAUUAAUUUAUUAUUAUCUAUGCUGUCAUUGCCAUUACAUUUUCAGAAUCUUCAAAUCAAAGAUAUAUCUACGCCCACUUCGAAUAAUCAAGAAAAAAUUCAAGUUACAUUUGCACAAUUAAAGCCGAAACUUAUGAAUUUGUUAAUAAAUGCAUUGCAGGUUGAAGUUGAUCCACAAAAUACUCACAUGCUUUUAGGUGGCUUAUUACUAAGUGUACAAGAUUCGGCGGCAGCUGAAGAAGCGGAACAAGUUACUCAACCAGAUAGUACAAUAUCAAAUGACACAACAACUAAUUUAUUAUCAUCUGAUUCAGCCCAUGCACUUUUUGUUCGAGCGACAUAUUUAGUCUGUCAUCGAUUAAUUUCCUCUUGGAAAACAGAUCUUAAUAUUUCAUUAGCAGCCCUUGAGAUGCUUUCCGGCUUGGCACGAACACGAAUCCGCGAAACAGACGCACUGGAGUGUAAACGAGCGGUUAAGUGGCUGUGCGAUUAUAUAGCAUAUCAAUGCUGGAGACCUCCUCCGGCACAUUCCAAAGAUCUUCAUUCAACCAUUGUUGCAGCAUUUGCUUGCCUUACAACUUGGUUGACUGCGCAUCCACAGCUCUUGCAGGACAAGGAGUGCUUAGCAACCGUUCUGGAAGUUGUCGAGUUGGGCGUUUCUGGCUCAAAAUCUAUCGGAAAGCCCGGUGAGCCUAUCAAAAUGAAGGACGAGAAGGAGCUUAAACCUGCAUCUAUGCGUGUCAGAGACGCAGCCGAUGCUUUACUUACAAUAAUUCUCGAACAGGUCGGCUAUUUCCCAAGCGUCUGCGGUGCCGAGUCUCUGUCCUCACUCCUGGACGAGGUAUCGCUUCUGCGGCACUGUAACAGCUGGCCCGGCGGUCAAGUACCCCGGGAAACGGCUGUCGAGCGUUUUAGGUAUUUCGUAGCCGAUAAUGCGACGAUGCUUGCUCUAUUGGAGGAGCCGUUGGGCAACGACCAGGACCCCCAGCCCACGGUCACGGUACUUAUUCGCGGACCUUUCGGUCGUCACGCCUGGACGAUGCAGCUGAGGCACCUUCCCAGGCAUCGCUCCGUCGUUAGGAGCGCUAACUCAAAUCCGGGAAGACCGCUGCCCCUCCAGGAGGUACAGCCGCCGGUCGACUACAAACCGAGAUUCUUCCCGGACAAUGUCGACAAAAUACCCCAUUGUAAAGUAGACGAAUCAAUACCGAGUCUUGAAGCAGUGGUGAACGAGAACGAGACGAUGAAAAACGAACAUCAGAUUCUGGAUCAAUUGCUCGACUAUGCAAUUAGCAACGAGACCAAGUUCAAUAAGGAAAACGUCGAUCGAGUCUCGUCGGAAAAAAUAAGCGAGUGCUCUCCUCCCAAGAUCUGCCACGAAUUCCAAACGGCACGACUCUUUCUCAGUCACUUUGGCUUUCUGAAACUCGGGCCAGGAACGCAAAACGAUAUGAAUGCCAGCGGUGGAGGACUUAUAGCGCUCGAUCCUACGAUAACUGGAUUUGCUUCGGAUUUGGCGAACUUGGACCACAUUAGUGCAAGAACCUGCGACACGGUUCACAUUUUCUACGUUAAAUCCGGCCAAGCGACUCCAGGAACGAUACUUUCUAACGUGUUGCAUGAGAGUUGCGUAUCGCCAAAUUUUCUGGAGUUCCUCGUAUCUCUGGGCUGGCCAGUGUCGGUAUCGUCGCACGCUGGCUGGACCGGGCACGUCGAGACUUCCUGGCGCUCGACGUCCGCCAGAACCUCGAGUCCUCCCCAAGCCGAGGAAGCCGAUCACGGUGGCUCCCUUUACGACGGUAGCAGUCACGUGCUGUAUUGGGCGGAUGUGAGCUCGGAGGUGGCCUUCGUCGUGCCAACUCCGUCAGCCAACGUAAUCCCAGAGCCAGUCACCGAAAGCCAUUACACCCAAUCUAAUAGCGUUUGGUUCGAGAGAUGCGUCGGCUCAAGCAAUACGCUUGCCUUUUCAAAUUCGUCGACGCUAAUCGGUCAGCCUCGCGCGAUGUCCUUAGAUUUAGAGAAACAGUCGGCUAAUAUGGCAUCACCGCCGAUUGGAAUGCAACAAAACGAGCCGACAAAGCCUCGAAGAGUGACGAAGCACCUAUUCCCUGCCCAGACUGAUACAAAAAUCAUGGUCGUGUGGCUGGAGAGUCUGGAAGAUUCUGCCCAAUUUCCUAUAUCGGCAUUGUUGCCACACACACACACGGGCCUCGAUCAUUCGCGGACUCUGCAGUCCACGGACGUGCACGUGAUAUUUCUUCAGGCUCUCGCCAGCGGACUCAUGAGGGUCAAACUCCAGGGACCGACCUCGAGGAUGAACCUCGCCACGCCGCUGAUCGACGGGAUGGUCGUAUCGCGCCGAGCCCUGGGAUCUUUGGUGCGACAGACAGCUCUUAACAUCGGUCGGAGAAAACGACUGGAUAACGACAGUUAUCAUCCUCCACACGUUCGAAGGCGUUUAAAAAUUCAAGAUAUGGUCCAAAAGUACAAGCGAAAUUUACAACAACCAGAAUUGUUAACUUUAUUGUUUAAUAACACUCAAUUAGCAGAAUAUAUUGAACAAUACUUCCAAAUUUCAUGGUUACUACAAGUAUUUGUGAAUAUGCUCAUUUUAAGUGUUUGUGGAUCACGAAUGCCGCAUGCCUUGGCAUCAAUUUUCCUCAAAUGCAAGAAAGUUGCUGAUCUUAUUACUCGUAAGAAGCUCAAAACCAUGCAUAAUUACAAUGGGUACAAUGCUAACUUUGAACUUCGAGAGUUAUCGCAUGCUUAUUCAAAUGUCUAUAUCAUACUUCACUAUGAUUAUAUCAACACAGUCCAAAUGAUUGCAAAUUCUAAAAAACAUAAAUCAGUUAUUUUAAUUAAACUGCAAGAUAAUAUAGCUUAA